AUGAUGAGCAGAAUAUUUAGAAGCAUUCCAAGUUCUUCGUUUGAUUACGUCUCUCUAGUUAUUUUUGUAGUUGCUUUGGUUGGUUAUCACGGUUGGAUAUGCCAGGCCAGAUGUUUCGUGAGACGUUUGAACUGCAAACAAAAAGAUGAAUGCUGUUGCGAUGAGCCAUCGAUGCAAACUACAUUCAACGACAUACCAUCCAGCAGAGCGUUUGUUUCAUGUUCCUGGAUUUGCUCCAACAACAGCCUGUGUCUGGCCUUCAAUUUCAAUCAGAAUUUCAAUACUUGUCAGUUGUUCUUUAUUGAUCGAUUGAAAUGUUUUCAAGAAAUGGUUGGAUGUCUCCACAUGCAUCGACCAGGUGUGUUCUAUCGCAACCUGACUAUAAACGCCGACGAUCAAAUCGUAUCGCUUUAUUUUGACGGGGUUCCUCAAAAGAGCCUGUCCUUCUGGAAGAACUACGCUGUAUUUGAUACUCAUUUGAUGGCUUUCGGUACCAAAGUUAUUGCAGUUCGUGCUGCGAACCUGAAUACUGGAAAGAGCAUAGUAGCCUACAGUGAUGAUGGUUACAUUCUAACCAACACAACGUGGAGAUGUUCCUCUGCGAUUCCAAAACUGGAUUCCAAGAACAACAGCUGGUACGAUGCCAACUACAAUGAUCAACGCUGGCCGCUUGCAAUUAACCAAGAUCCGAAAUUUAAUUUAAACGGAGCUCUAAAAAUCUGGUCGGAUAACUUUACCGAUGCUUUCUGCAGGAAGAAUAUAUGCGGCUAG
Helobdella robusta is the source of this 771-nucleotide messenger RNA. RefSeq lists its product as hypothetical. The transcript is spliced from 3 exons. The coding region runs from base 1 to 771 and encodes 256 amino acids. The record is from RefSeq and is a predicted model, not a curated record. NCBI's taxonomy places the organism in Eukaryota, Metazoa, Annelida, Clitellata, Rhynchobdellida, Glossiphoniidae.